CCCAAUGGAGGCAUUGAAGUUUGUUUGGGGUUUGAAAGGUUUGAUAUGGUAUAAUGGGGUUGUUGUGAUGAUUAUGAUGAUCAUCAUAGUCAACAUUAAUGGCAGCGUGGAAGCUUCCCACAAGGUGUAUAGGGAGUACCAGUCCCUUCCUCCUCCCCUUGAACUCAACCACAUCCACAGAACUGGCUUCCACUUUCAACCCAAACACCACUGGAUCAAUGAUCCAAAUGGACCAAUGUAUUACCAAGGAAUCUACCAUUUAUUUUACCAGUAUAAUCCUAAAGGUGCAGUUUGGGGCAACAUUGUCUGGGCUCAUUCAGUAUCCACUGAUAUGAUCAACUGGAAAUCAUUGGACCUUGCAAUCUACCCUUCAAAAUUGUUUGAUCAAUACGGGUGUUGGUCUGGGUCAUCCACAAUCCUUCCUGGCAAUAAACCGGUCAUACUCUAUACCGGGAUUAUUGAUAAAAACAAUACCCAGGUCCAAAACUAUGCAGUACCUGCUAAUUAUUCAGAUCCAUACCUCCAGGAAUGGAUAAAACCCAAUAACAACCCAUUAGUAUUUCCUGGCAUUGGUAUAAAUAAGACAGAAUUUCGUGACCCGACUACUGCAUGGUGGGACAAAGAUGGGCAUUGGAGGAUUUUGGUGGGUAGCAAGAGAAAAGGUAGAGGGAUGGUAUAUUUGUUUAGGAGUAGGGAUUUCUUGAAAUGGAUUAAAGCCCAACACCCACUACAUUCUAAGGCUAAGACGGGUAUGUGGGAGUGCCCAGAUUUCUACCCGGUGUCCAUGGAUAGUGCAUUCGGAUUGGAAACUUCGGCUAUCGAGGGAAAUAUCAAACAUGUCCUAAAGGUGAGCCUUGAUGAGACAAGAUUUGAGUACUAUACAAUUGGAACGUAUUUUCUCGAAAAGGAUAGGUAUGUGCCAGAUAAUACAUCCAUUGAUGGUUGGAACGGGUUGAGGUACGAUUAUGGAAAUUUCUAUGCUUCAAAGACAUUUUUUGAUGCUAGUAAGAAUAGGAGGAUCUUGUUGGGAUGGUCUAAUGAGUCAGAUACCCCUACGGAGGAUGUCAAAAAGGGAUGGGCUGGAAUUCAGACAAUACCGCGAAAGGUCUGGCUUGAUACAAGUGGAAAACAAUUGGUACAAUGGCCAAUCGAAGAAUUAGAAACUCUAAGAAGGGAAGAAGUUCACUUGAGUGAUCAUAAGCUCAAUCUGGGAGAUUACGUUGAAAUUAAAGGAAUUACAGCUAUACAGGCUGAUGUUGAAGUGAUCUUCUCAUUCCCAAGCUUGGACAAGGCAGAGCCAUUGGAUCCUAGUUGGGUUCACAUGGAUGCCCAAACGCUUUGCAGCCACAAGGGUUCGACUGUUCAAGGUGGGGUUGGACCAUUUGGCCUGUUAACAUUGGCUUCAAAACACCUUGAACAAUACACUCCCAUCUUCUUUACAGUUUUUAAGGCAACAAACAAGCAUGUUGUUCUCAUGUGCUCUGAUGCAACAAGUUCCUCUUUGAAGAAAGAAGUGUAUAAGCCAUCAUAUGCAAGUUUUGUGGAUGCAGAUUUAACUCAUAAGAAGCUGUCACUCAGAAGUUUGAUUGAUCACUCUGUUGUGGAAAGUUUUGGAGCACAAGGAAAGACAUGCAUUACAUCUAGGGUUUAUCCUUCCCGAGCAGUAUUAAUGGAUGCACAUUUAUAUGCAUUUAACAAUGGUACUGAGACAAUUACAAUUGAAAAUCUAAAUGCCUGGAGCUUAGCCAAUCCUCAAAUGAACUAAGGAGGAGUUGAGUUUUUUUUUUUUUUUUUUUUUUGCCCUUUUGUUUAGGAAAUGUUUUUACAAUUUUAUGUGGACAUGAAAAUAGUUAGAAGGACCUUAUUAGAUCUUUUUUAUGGGAUACAUGUCUAGGGUUCAGUUCAUUGUUGCAUAAUAAAAAAAUAAAAAAUAAAAAAGAGGCGGUUGUAGAAAUGGUGAAAGUUGUGGAUAGCUCAUUUAUUAGGAAUUUAGACCACUUUUAUCUUUAUUUUUCAAUGUUAAAACUCAAC
Molecule: messenger RNA, 2031 nt
Organism: Camellia sinensis
Lineage: Eukaryota; Viridiplantae; Streptophyta; Magnoliopsida; Ericales; Theaceae
Source: RefSeq, a predicted model, not a curated record